Molecule: messenger RNA, 1495 nt
Organism: Thunnus maccoyii (southern bluefin tuna)
Lineage: Eukaryota; Metazoa; Chordata; Actinopteri; Scombriformes; Scombridae
Gene: tp53
Product: tumor protein p53
Exons: 11
Coding region: 211-1377 (388 amino acids)
Biological process (GO): regulation of transcription by RNA polymerase II; protein tetramerization; apoptotic process
Cellular component (GO): nucleus
Molecular function (GO): RNA polymerase II cis-regulatory region sequence-specific DNA binding; DNA-binding transcription factor activity, RNA polymerase II-specific; protein binding
Source: RefSeq, a predicted model, not a curated record
CCUGCCCCUCCCCCUGGCUUUGUGGAAAUCCCCAACAACAACGUGCUCAGCUUCGUCUCAAAAUAUUUUGGCUUUUUCGACCGUUUCAGCUCGCUUCCCUCACACUCAUCAGUGACUCAUCUCCUUCGGACAGCCGUAGCGGGAUAUACAAGCAUUUCCUGCAUCUCGGCUCUUCCUCAUUUUCUCUCAGCCGGGAAAGGAGGGAAAUUAAUGAUGGAAGAGCAAAGUGUCGACAAUCUGUCUCUGAGCCAGAACCUGCCACUGAGCCAGGACUCCUUUCAGCAGCUGUGGGAGAGUGUAUGUACACCCUCCAUCUCCACCAUUCCAGCUGUAACUCCCUCCAUGUUUACCGCUUUAACGGUGAAUGAUGCACCUCAUGAGGGAUGGAAGACAGAUGAUAUCAUGCUUAUGGAUGACCAAGUGCUGCAUGAGGGGUUUGAUGAGAAACUGUUUGAGCUUGCCCCGGAGGUGUCCAUCAAAGAUGGCGUCACUCCCCCAGCCUCCACCGUCCCAGUCACAACCGACUACCCGGGGGAAUUUGGCUUCCAGCUUCGUUUUCAGAAGUCCGGCACCGCCAAGUCCGUCACUUCCACCUAUUCGGAGCUUCUCAACAAACUGUACUGCCAGCUGGCGAAGACCAGCCCUGUUGAAGUGCUGGUGAGCAAGGAGCCUCCUCAGGGUGCUAUACUCAGGGCCACGGCGGUUUACAAGAAGACCGAGCACGUGGCCGACGUGGUCCGUAGAUGUCCCCACCACCAGAACGAAGACAGCGCGGAGCAUCGCAGCCAUCUGAUCAGAGUGGAGGGCAGCCAGAGAGCUCUGUAUUUCGAAGAUCUGCACACAAAGAGGCAGAGUGUGACCGUCCCGUACGAGCCUCCGCAGUUGGGCUCCGAGAUGACAACCAUCCUGUUGAGCUUUAUGUGCAACAGCUCAUGCAUGGGAGGAAUGAACCGCAGACCCAUCCUCACCAUCCUGACCCUCGAGACUCCAGAGGGACUGGUUUUGGGGCGGAGGUGUUUUGAGGUGCGUGUCUGCGCUUGUCCAGGCAGGGACCGCAAAACUGAGGAGGAGAACAGCACCAAGACGCAGAACGGCACCAAACAAACCAAAAAGCGAAAGAGCGCUCCUGCUUCUGACACCACUUCUGUGAAGAAGUCCAAACCUGCCUCCAGUGCAGAGGAGGACGACAAGGAGGUGUUUGUUCUAUAUGUUCGUGGACGUGAGCGUUAUGAGUUUUUGAAGAGAAUCAACGACGGUCAGGACCUGCUCGAGAAAGAGAACAAAACCAAGAGCAGCGCGUCUGUGAAACAAGAGGUUCCUCUGCCCUCCAGCGGCAAGAGACUCCUGCAAAGAGGAGAGAGGAGUGACAGCGACUGAGAAGCUUUGUUGCCUUGAUCAUGCGAGCAAACUCAAUCUCGUACCCCUUCCAAACCAUCACGUUUAUUUCAGGUUCUUACUCGUCAUUUGAACCCCAAAAUCACGUCCUGCCUGAGUA